GUCAUACUCCCCAAAAUAAACUUUAUCCAAUUAUUCGUAAGAUAAACUUCCUGUCUUUCUUAGUUUCUUUCAAUUACCAAGCUACCUCAAAUAACCAAAUGACUGGCAAUACGCAAUAAUCAAGCGUCAGACAACACGCUUUUAGGGGUUCCACCAUUACUUUUCUAUAAGCCCCAAAAUCGUCUCGACUAUAACGACUCUAUUCGAGAAUUCACUAAAACCCCUAUUGUAAUUCAAACGCAGUUCGUGUUCUUCUGUUCUUUGAGAAAGAAAGGAUAUCUUUGAGCUUCAUUUGUGUGUGUGUUUGGUGGCCCAAUAAUGGCCGAUCAAGAAGAGGGAGAUUUGGUGAGUCAACUGGUUGACUUGGUCAGGGAUAUUUCAGGGUUACCCGAGUGCAGAAACGCUCUACGGAAGAUGUAUGGGAAUUUGAUGAGGAGGGUGAAGCUUUUGAGCCCUUUGUUUGAGGAACUCAAAGACAACGAACAAAAACUUGAUGAUGGCGAUCUUAAGGGGUUACAGAGUUUGAGAAUCGCUUUGAAUUUGGCUUUUGAACUCCUCAAAUCAGUCAAUGAUGGCAGCAAGAUUUUUCAGGCGCUUCAAAUUGACAAAACCACAGGCAAGUUUCAUGUAGUAACAACACAGAUUGAAGAGGCACUUAACCAAAUCGAUUACAAUAAACUAGAUUUAUCUGAAGAAGUUCACGAACAGAUUGAACUUGUGCACGUACAAUUUAAAAGAGCAAAAGCACGAAUGGAUUCACCCGAUUUACAGCUUCAAAGAGAUUUAACCAUGGCAAGUAAGGGAAACCACGAGCUAGAUCCUGAAACAAUCAAAAGACUAUCGGAAAAAUUACAUCUUACUACAAUUAACGAUUUAAAAAAGGAAUCACUUGCUAUUCAUGAUAUGGUCAUAUCAACGGGUGGCUACCCUGAAGAUUCGUUUGAAAUGAUGUCGUUUCUUCUCAAAAAUAUCAAAGAUUGUGUAAUGAAAGGAAACCCUGAAGUUGAUAUCUCAGAGGGAGAAAAGAGCAUCAUGAGGCAUCGAUCUCCUGUCAUUCCAGACGAUUUCCGGUGCCCGAUUUCUCUCGAACUGAUGAAAGACCCCGUGAUUGUGUCAACCGGACAGACUUAUGAGAGAUCGUCUAUUCAGAAAUGGCUAGAUGCAGGGCACAAAACAUGCCCAAAAACUCAACAAACAUUACUACACACAGCAUUAACACCAAACUAUGUGUUGAAAAGUCUAAUUGCUCUAUGGUGUGAUAGUAACGGAAUCGAGCUCCCAAAAUCAAACCAGAAACCGGGUCGACCCGGUUCGGAAUGUGAUCGGACCGUGAUUGGGUCGUUGCUCCAAAAGCUUGUAAUCGGGGAUUCAGACGAACAAAGAUCAGCAGCCGGUGAGCUCAGAUUAUUAGCCAAAAGAAACGCGGAUAACCGCGUUUGUAUUGCAGAGGCCGGUGCAAUUCCGCUGCUUGUGGAGCUCUUAUCAUCACCCGAUACGCGGACACAAGAACACGCAGUCACUGCCCUUUUGAAUCUAUCAAUCAAUGAAACAAACAAAGGGAUUAUUGUAAGUGUAGGGGCAAUUCCGGAAAUUGUCGAUGUUUUGAAAACCGGGAGUACGGAGGCGCGUGAGAACGCUGCCGCCACUCUCUUCAGCCUCUCGGUGGUGGACGAAAACAAGGUGGCGAUCGGAGCCGCCGGUGCGAUUCCGCCGUUGAUUGAGUUGCUUCAAGAAGGGACCCCACGAGGGAAGAAAGAUGCUGCGACUGCUAUUUUUAACCUCUGUAUUUACCAAGGGAAUAAAGUUCGGGCAGUUCGGGCAGGGAUUGUGACGCCGUUGAUGGGGUUGCUGAAGGAUGCGAGUAGUGGGAUGAUGGAUGAGGGUUUGGCUAUUUUGGCUAUAUUGGCGAGUCAUCAGGAAGGGAAGAUGGCGAUUGCUGAGGCUGAGCCGAUGGGGGUUUUGGUGGAUGUGAUACGGACCGGGUCGGCCCGGAAUAGGGAAAAUGGGUCGGCGGUUUUGUGGUCUUUGUGUGCAGGUGAUGUUAGGUCUUUGAAGAUGAUGAAGGAGCUUGGAGCUGAAGAGGUUUUGAAGGAGUUGUCUGAGAAUGGGACUGAAAGAGCUAAGAGGAAGGCUGGAAGUGUGUUGGAACUUCUGCAACGAAUUGAAUCGGUUGAAACUAGUACUGUAAUUGGAUCCUGA
Messenger RNA from Lactuca saligna, 2199 nucleotides. The record is from the annotation of a GenBank genome assembly. NCBI's taxonomy places the organism in Eukaryota, Viridiplantae, Streptophyta, Magnoliopsida, Asterales, Asteraceae.